AUUUUGCUUUAUAUGUCACGAUAUUAGUGAUAGGUCAUUUUUGAAUCGCUGUAGCCAACAUGUUCAGACCAGCCGUACUCAUCACUUUAUUUUCCCUAGCUGUAUGCCAGUUCCACCACCAUCAUCCUGGGGGUUUCAUUUCCGGUGGUAACCAUGAGCAUCCAGAGCAAGGCUCAGUCAACUUCGUUUACGAUCCCGAUUCGCACUAUCUGAUAUCCAGUACCCACUCAACCUGCUAUUUCAUGCCCUUGACCACCGACCAGCAGACCAGCGUACACAAUCAUGGUUUGGAGAAUUUGGAGCUUCAAAUGAUGGCUAUGAUGUCCGGCGGUGAGGAGCAGUUGACCAGUGACCAGGUGGCCAAACACACGCACAUUAUCAGCUCGAUGUGUAACAGCCACAAAUUAUACAUGGUCGGAGCUCCAGUGGCCAAACCCUCGGUUUCAUCUCCAGAACAUUAGACUUAGAAACGAGAAAAUGUUUGGCGUUUCCAUCAUCAGUUUGACAUUAUAAACGGAACAGCGAAAUACAAAUGAUUUGUUCACAAA
Messenger RNA from Mizuhopecten yessoensis (Yesso scallop), 548 nucleotides. RefSeq lists its product as uncharacterized. The transcript is spliced from 5 exons. The coding region runs from base 60 to 461 and encodes 133 amino acids. The record is from RefSeq and is a predicted model, not a curated record. Lineage: Eukaryota; Metazoa; Mollusca; Bivalvia; Pectinida; Pectinidae.